UUCUUUGAGAUUUGAGAAACUGGCUGAGUAGUGGAGUCCCAGUCCCUUGAGAUAUGAGCAACCCAUCCCCUGAUUCUGAAACCAAUAUAUCAUGCACAGGGAGAGAGUGAGAGAGCAAGCAUUUCUUUUGGUCAGCUGCUGCAGUGAAGCAUAGUACAGGGAACUGCUUUUCCAGAUUUGUGUUUCUUUCAACAAAAAAUACUGCCGAGGGCUGGGAAUUUCAUUAUUUUGCUCACUUGUGUUGAUACAGAUGGCAGAUAAGGUACUAGGAUUUUCUCAGAGCAGUCUUUAGGUGUAGAGCAGAGCUGAGACAUCAAGUUGUUGUGAAGAUGGGAACCUACUCCAAUAGAAACACAAUGAUACCUGAAGCUACUGCAGGGGCAUCUGUUCCACAUUUUACCUGGUUUUAUCCAGGGAGUUUUCUCUCUGCAUCAAAAACUAGCUCAAAUCCUUUUCAAGGAACUCAAACCAACCCUGAACCCAGUCUUCCUGUUGGUCCCAUCCGAACAAUUGCUGCUACAACUGAACCAAUGAAGAAUGUCAACUCAACAACUACUACUGCCAAGGGUAGGAAGCAGAAGAAUUCUAUGAAGAGUCCUAAUCAAAUUUCAUCCAAGGCUUUCAGGCCAAAGCAAGCCAAGAAGACUCCCAAGAAGACAAAGGGACAAAGUAUGCCUGACGGAAAACGUGAAAAAAGGAUGAUGAUUAAUAUUGAUAUGGACAAAGCAGGCUUUGAUUCCUCUGAAGUGCCGCCUCCAUACUGUUCUUGUACAGGUGUUGCUAGAUUAUGCUACAAAUGGGGUGCUGGUGGAUGGCAAUCCUCAUGUUGCACCAUUAACAUAUCUGAAUAUCCUCUGCCUAUGAGCUCUACAAGGCCUGGGGCUCGCAUGGCUGGGAGAAAGAUGAGCAAUGGAGCAUAUGGGAAACUUCUACUGAGACUUGCAGCUGAAGGUCAUGAUCUUACUCGUCCAGUUGACUUGAAGGACCAUUGGGCAAGACACGGUACCAACAAGUUUGUCAUAAUCAAGUAGAUCUGGUUUGUUGCUGUAUCUUAAAGAUAAUCACAUUAAGUAGAAUGUAUAUGUAGUUUCUAUGAUCUUUCCUGCUUCUAGAACUUAUUUGGAACAAAUUGCUGCUUUGAAUGGAGGAGCCUUCUUAUGACGUCA
Juglans microcarpa x Juglans regia is the source of this 1166-nucleotide messenger RNA. RefSeq names its product protein BASIC PENTACYSTEINE7-like. The record is from RefSeq and is a predicted model, not a curated record. Gene Ontology annotation, biological process: response to ethylene. Gene Ontology annotation, molecular function: sequence-specific DNA binding; DNA-binding transcription factor activity. The transcript is spliced from 2 exons. The coding region runs from base 330 to 1031 and encodes 233 amino acids. Lineage: Eukaryota; Viridiplantae; Streptophyta; Magnoliopsida; Fagales; Juglandaceae. Gene Ontology annotation, cellular component: nucleus.